CAAAGGAUGAGUGAACCCACUCCCUGUCUAUUUAUACCUCUCCUCCACUCCACUUUGUCACCACUCUUCUUCUUCCCCUCGAAAAUGGAGAGCUCUAAAUGGGAGGGUUCCCUGGAAAUCCCUUUGGCGGCUCCCCCGGAGCGCGUGUGGGAAAUUGGCAGUGAUUUCUGUGAGCUGAAAAGAUGGUACCCUGCCCUGGAGAUUUGUGAAAGGGUGGAGGGCACAUCAGAGCAGGGUCCUGGAUGUGUGCGCUACUGUGCUUCUGCAUCUUCUUCUUCCUCUGAAGGGCUUCUGUGGGUCAAGGAAAAACUCAUUUCCUUAGACAGCUCCAGCCAUUCUUACACUUAUGUGGUCACAGAUGGAAACAUGGAGGGUAUGGAGGGUUACCAAGCGACUUUUCGAGUGGUGGAGGAUCAGGAGCAACAGGGGAAAUGUCUCGUCAAAUGGAAUUUUGAGCUUAACCCAAUUCAGGGUUAUUCCCAACAGGAUUUUGUGGCUUAUCUCACUUCUCUUCUCGCAGAUAUCACCAAGACUCUGGAGGAGGUUGCUUCUGCCUCUUUGGAAUGAUUGUCCACCUUAUUAUUUACUUUCCCCUGCUGGAUUUCUCCGUCUCUCUGGUUUUCUGGAAAUGUUGAACUGUGUACUAUUGGGGAUUGCAGUUUCUAAUUAUGGAAUUUUAUUGCA
Messenger RNA from Cryptomeria japonica (Japanese cedar), 684 nucleotides. RefSeq names its product lachrymatory-factor synthase. The transcript has a single exon. The coding region runs from base 7 to 567 and encodes 186 amino acids. NCBI's taxonomy places the organism in Eukaryota, Viridiplantae, Streptophyta, Pinopsida, Cupressales, Cupressaceae. The record is from RefSeq and is a predicted model, not a curated record.